Molecule: messenger RNA, 2409 nt
Organism: Osmerus eperlanus (European smelt)
Lineage: Eukaryota; Metazoa; Chordata; Actinopteri; Osmeriformes; Osmeridae
Gene: b3galnt2
Product: beta-1,3-N-acetylgalactosaminyltransferase 2
Exons: 12
Coding region: 161-1639 (492 amino acids)
Cellular component (GO): Golgi membrane
Molecular function (GO): UDP-glycosyltransferase activity; hexosyltransferase activity
Source: RefSeq, a predicted model, not a curated record
CCCGCCAUCAUCAUUUAACACAGGAGGCAGACAUGAGACAGUCGGAGCAGAAAUGUGUUUCAGCCUCACAUUCAGUGUUCGGCUGCACGUGGGUAAGCCUCAGCGAACAGAUCCGAUGUCAACCUGUUAAACGCUGGGAUCUUUACCAAGGAGUUUGUCCAUGCGAAGCCUAGCCUUCCUUCUGCUCCCGUGUGGCGUCGCGGUCGUGGUGCACUUGUGGUUGGUAACAAAUCGAGCUACCAUCCCGUUGGAUCCCAAAGAUACUGAUGAGUUGCCGGCCUAUGAAGUUCUGGUGGGAGUGUUGUCCGCUCGACACCAUCAUGACCUCAGACAGGCGAUAAGAGGCACGUGGGGGGGCUACGUCAGAGAUCACCCUCGGCUCCAGCAUCGGGUGGGGUUGAAGUUCAUCAUAGGUGAACAUGGAUGUCCCAUUCCGGAGGAAGACAGGGAGGACCCCUACUCGUGUUCCCUGCUGAAUCUCUCUCGCCCAGUGGCAGGGCUGGAGGUGGAGGUGGUGGGUGUGUCGGACCCCUCACUGCUGGCACCAGCUGGGGUGUCUGCUGUGACCCUGGACUUCAAGGUGCUCCACCCUGUGGUGAUCACCAGGCUGGGGGUGUUUCCUGGUGGACCCGACCAGGAGAUCCAGGGCAACAUGACGGUGAAGCUGCUGCAGCUGGACCAGGAGGAGGCCGUGGUGACAGCGCGCUUCAGUGGAGUUGGAAGUGGGAUGAUGGUGAAAGGGGUGUGGUAUAAACCCGUGGAGCAGUUCAUCCUACCCAAGGGCUUUGAGGGGACGUUGGUCUGGGAGAGUCUGGACUCAGCUGGCCUGACCACCAUCAACGCCUCCAAGGUCACGCUCAACAAUGGAGGAGGGGUCCUGAAGUUCUCCUCUAUUGCAGAGGGAAUCUUGCCUCACAGAAGUGCGCUUGGCUUCCCUGGCUUGGCUGGAGGGUUUACAUUCACGAUCUAUGACGCGCAGGGCCUGUGUGAGCAGCUGGAGGGGAGAGCAGGGAGGCUGGAGAGGCAAGGCUCCCGGCUGAGACAGGAGGACGCGUCCCUGAAGCAGGAGAGUCUCCAGCACGGGGACGUGGUGUUUGUUGACGUGGUGGAUACCUACAGGAACGUGCCGUCCAAACUUCUGCAGUUCUACAAGUGGUCCGUGGGAAAUGCUGACUUUAAUCUGCUCCUGAAGACAGAUGAUGAUUGUUAUAUCGAUGUGGACACAGUAUUAAUGAAGAUUGACCACAAGGGCUUGAAGAGGAGCAAUUUUUGGUGGGGGAAUUUCAGGCAGAGUUGGGCGGUGGACCGCAUUGGGAAGUGGCAGGAACUGGAGUACCCCAGUCCAGCGUACCCUGCGUUCGCCUGUGGGUCCGGGUACGUGGUUUCCCAGGACCUGGUCCACUGGCUGGCAAGCAACGCAGAGAAACUCAAAGCGUACCAGGGGGAAGAUGUGAGCAUGGGGAUCUGGAUGGCAGCUGUCGGCCCACAGAAACACCAGGACGCUGGCUGGCUGUGUGAGAAGGAGUGCUAUGUGGACAUGCUGUCGUCCCCACAGCACACGGCGGAGGAGCUACGUGACCUCUGGGGCAGGAAGCAGGCCUGUGGUGACCCCUGCAGCUGUCCCUGGGGUCACCUCUGACCUCUGGGGCAGGAAGCAGGUCUGUGGUGACCCCUGCAGCUGUCCCUGGGGUCACCUCUGACCUCUGGGGCAGGAAGCAGGCCUGUGGUGACCCCUGCAGCUGUCCCUGGGGUCACCUCUGACUCUGGGGUCAUCGCUGACCCCGCUCUCCCUCAGUCCACCCCACACAGAGACCACACUCCGGCUGCUACCCACACCUGAACCACUAGACACUUGGCAACUGUUUUUGGAGGUGCUUGAAGAAUUGUGAUUGGGUUUUUUGUAGUGUUUAUGGAGCAAUGUCAUCCAAGCUUUGCCUGUGAGCAGAGAGGGCGGUGUCGGUAUGGGCUGGUGCAGAUGCUGAAACGGGAAGCAUGGUAAUGGCUUCCAUGCAGCAGCUACUGAAGAGGUCGGUGUUUUGAGGUUUCUGGUUGUGACGCUGACACUUGUAGUUGCUUUUAUUUGUAAAUUAUUCUCUUGACUACGACAGUCUUCACAGUAUUUGUAGAAUACAAAUCUGAUCUAACACAAAGUUUGUGACAAAGCACUAACAACUUUCAUUGUGAAAAUAGUGUGGCCUUAAUGUAUUGUUAGAAUACCAAAUGUAAACAUCUGUGAUAUAAUGGAAGGUUUUUGGAGAAUGAUGAAUUUAUUUAGAAUAUUUAAAUGAAAGUUAAAUUGUGCAGAACAUCAGGAGAUUUGGACAGGAUUUGAAAUAAGUGCUGGUAGCACUUAUUUUAUGAAACACACCCAAGGUUUGUAAAUAAAGAUACCAUCUAGAAACAAAAGGC